This is a messenger RNA of Chironomus riparius, 96 nucleotides long. Lineage: Eukaryota; Metazoa; Arthropoda; Insecta; Diptera; Chironomidae. The record is from the annotation of a GenBank genome assembly.
AUGACGUUUGGUAAAUCCGAUCGAUUGAGAGAAAGAAAUGUAUACGAUGAUUCAGUGUGUAUAUGGCUGGGAUUUUUUCAUGUCUUGUAUUUUUAA